Molecule: messenger RNA, 1680 nt
Organism: Budorcas taxicolor (takin)
Lineage: Eukaryota; Metazoa; Chordata; Mammalia; Artiodactyla; Bovidae
Gene: RAB11FIP2
Product: RAB11 family interacting protein 2
Exons: 6
Coding region: 1-1680 (559 amino acids)
Biological process (GO): regulated exocytosis
Cellular component (GO): phagocytic cup; endosome
Molecular function (GO): small GTPase binding
Source: RefSeq, a predicted model, not a curated record
AUGAUGCUCUCCGAGCAAGCCCAAAAGUGGUUUCCGACCCAUGUGCAGGUCACCGUGCUCCAAGCCAAAGAUCUUAAGCCAAAAGGCAAAAGUGGCACCAAUGACACAUACACUAUAAUUCAGCUGGGAAAGGAAAAGUACUCCACCUCUGUAGCUGAGAAAACCCUUGAGCCAGUCUGGAAGGAAGAGGCCUCUUUUGAGCUACCUGGGCUGCUAAUGCAGGGGAAUCCAGAGAAAUACAUCCUUUUUCUCAUAGUUAUGCACAGGUCCCUGGUGGGUCUGGAUAAGUUUUUAGGGCAGGUGGCCAUCAAUCUCAAUGACAUCUUUGAGGACAAACAAAGAAGGAAAACAGAGAGAGGGAUAAAGGGCCUGAGCCAGAACACUUUGAUGAGUGGGACCUGGAAAGAGAACUUUUCUGUAUCUCCCGUUUUAAUGGGCAUCUGGGCUGGUUCGGGCACAAGAUUUAAGAAAACAGUACAGUACUUAAUAAUAGAAUGGUGGUUUAGAUUAGAAUCCAAACAAGGAAAAAGAGCCAAAAACAGGGGUGAGAUAAAGGUCAAUAUUCAAUUUAUGAGGAACAAUAUGACAGCAAGUAUGUUUGACUUAUCAAUGAAGGACAAAACAAGAUCUCCUUUUGCAAAAUUAAAAGAUAAGAUGAAAGGUAGAAAAAAUGAUGGGACAUUUUCUGAUACAUCUUCUGCAAUCAUUCCAAGUUCUCACAUGCCUGAUGCCCAUACUGAAUUUUCAAGUAGUGAAAUACAGAUGAAAUCUAAACCAAAAAAGCCUUUCCUUUUGGGUCCUCAGCGACUCUCUUCAGCACAUUCAAUGUCUGAUUUAACUGGGGCCCACAUAUGCUCGGAGAAGCUGAAGUCUGGCACCGUUGCUCAAACGCAUCUUCUUGGCCGCCAGAUAGAUUCCUUUGGAGCAGUUCCGGAAAGUGGAAGUCUCAAAUCUCCACACAGAAGAACAUUAAGCUUUGAUACUUCUAAAAUGAACCAGCCUGACAGCAGUGUGGAUGAAGGUGAAUCGUCUUUCGGAAGACAAAAUGACCCAUUUACAAAUGUGACUGCUUCAUUACCCCAAAAAUUUGCAACACUGCCAAGGAAGAAAAAUCCAUUUGAAGAAAGCAGUGAAUCAUGGGACAGCAGCGUGAAUUUAUUUUCAAAAUCAAUUGAAGUAAGAAAAGAAAACAAGAGAGAAAAAAGGGAGAAAGUCAGCCUCUUUGAAAGAGUGACGGGAAAAAAAGACAGACGAUCUGAUAAACUGAACAACGGGGGAGCCGAUAGCCCUUGUGACUUGAAAUCACCUAAUGCGUUUAGUGAACAUCGGCAGGACUAUUUUGAUUAUGAGUCAACUAAUCCGUUUACAACAAAAUUCAGGGCUUCAAAUAUAAUGCCAUCUUCAAGUUUUCAUGUGAAUCCGACAAGUCAUGAGGACCUCAGGAAGAUUCCGGAGAGCAACCCCUUUGACGCCACUGCAGGCUAUCGCAGUCUGACCUACGAGGAGGUACUGCAGGAGCUGGUGAAGCACAAGGAGCUCCUGAGGAGGAAGGACUCGCACAUCCGGGAGCUGGAGGACUACAUCGACAACCUCCUGGUCAGGGUGAUGGAGGAGACGCCCAGUAUUCUCAGAGUGCCCUACGAGCCGUCCAGGAAAGCUGGCAAAUUCUCCAAUACUUAA